This is a messenger RNA of Aureobasidium vineae, 1359 nucleotides long. Lineage: Eukaryota; Fungi; Ascomycota; Dothideomycetes; Dothideales; Saccotheciaceae. The record is from the annotation of a GenBank genome assembly.
AUGGCCGAACUGUCUACCAUUCUCGGAUCUGUCAACACCACCGGCUUCCUGUUUGGUGAUGAGGACGAUCACAAGUCUACUCGUGUCCAGAACCCCGCCGCAUCCCCUGAUGCUAAGCAGUUCCUCCAGUACCAAGCCAGCGACGACAAGUUCCCCAUCCUCGUUCGUCGUGAGGGUGAAGGCAUGCAGCUUUCCGCUUCUGCUGCAGCCGUGGAGAUGGCCAAGUCCCAGCAGAAUGGUACUGACAAUCAAGAUCGUGCCACCACUACCCGCACUAACAGACAGUCGCUUCCUCCCAGUGCAAUGCGCCAGCCUGGUUACGGCGAUGCUCCCAUGUCUCCUCUCAAUGGUAUUUUGACCGAGAUCAACACCGCAAAGAACACUGCCGCCAACAGAAGAUCUAUGGAAGUCAAGUUCAGCGGUCUUGCCACGCCUAAGCGCCCUGGCUUGUUGGCCUCACCCAAGAGCGUCGGCUCGAACGGUGUGCCCAAGCUGCAGGGCUCUUACUCGACCAACGACAUCCCCACCCUGAAGAGUACAAACGCUGCCAACUUCUCUGAGAACUCGGGUGCUGUUCAGAACCCUCGUCCUGAAUUUAUCUCGCCUGCUCGCCAGUCCAACAUCCUCAGCAACGGUCAUCAGAACGGCUUUCACACUCCUGCUCGUCAGAUCCAGGAACAGCCCAAAACCGAGGAGCUUAACAGCGGAGCUUCUUCUCAGAGAUCUGCUCUUCAAGCCAGCGCUGCACCCUUUGGACCUUCUGUCACUUCUCCCUCGUUCGAACCUGCUCGUGUCAUCAACAACAACAACUCGAACGGCAUCAGCCACGGUCAUAUCAGUCCUCCUUCGAUGCAGACUUACGGCAAUGGAGCCUACUACGGUGGCUACGGCAUGCACAUGCUGGGCAAUGGCUUCAACCAGAUGUAUCUUGGCAACCAGGGCGGUGGCCAGUGGGGUCAUGUGGCCGGCUUCCAACACGGAUUUGGUGGUGGUUACCCUCAGCAGCUCUCCCAGCAGCAGAGCCCCGCGCGCUACAAUGACAGCCAGCCCCGCGUUAUGCAGCAGCCACGCCGCAACACUACCGGAGAUGGUAAUCUUUCAACCACUCUUCCCAUGACACCCGUUGCUAACAUGGAUUCAGACAACUCGCGUUACUCCAAUGUCAAGUUGCAGGAGCUCAUCGGCGAGAUCUACAGUCUUUGCAAGGAUCAGCACGGCUGUCGCUACUUGCAGAAGAAGCUGGAAGAAAGUGAUGAUGAGAACAUCAGACUCAUCUUUGAGGAGACCAACCCUCACAUGAUUGAGUUGAUGACUGGUAAGCUGCUUGUUUCAACUCUGUGUUUCGUGAGAUCUUGCUAA